Ruditapes philippinarum (Manila clam) is the source of this 10637-nucleotide messenger RNA. RefSeq lists its product as uncharacterized. The record is from RefSeq and is a predicted model, not a curated record. The transcript is spliced from 10 exons. Gene Ontology annotation, biological process: apoptotic process. Bases 142 to 1431 code for a protein of 429 amino acids. NCBI's taxonomy places the organism in Eukaryota, Metazoa, Mollusca, Bivalvia, Venerida, Veneridae.
UUAAAAAGGACACUAAAAUGUUUUUUGCCUGAACAGGAAUUUGAAAACCUAGACUUUUUGAAACUUUAGGAAGCAUGUUACUAUAAGAUUUAAAUAUGGUUAUCAGAAAAAAAGUCUUAUUUUUUAUAAAAGCUUAGUCUAAUGAUUUGUACCGGCCAUUCCAUGGGGAAAAUGAAAUCAAUGAUAAUUUGUAGGUUUAAUUUUUUUUUUCAUCUGCAGGGUAAGAGAUUUAAAGUGUGGACAAGUGACAAAGGUGUUGGCAAAGUUAUAUUUGCUAACACAUUUGAAGAUCUGGUAGAAAAAGCAAAAUCAAAGCUUGAGAUUGAAGGACAGGUCAAAAUAGUUCUAGAUGAUAGUUGUGAAAUUGAUGAUGAUGAUGCACUGGGAGGAGUGGCAGAUAUGGCAUCAUUGUUUGUUCUGGCAGAAAAUCAAGAACUGACCUUGCCCUCUUCUUCAGGGCAAAAUUCAGAAGACCGCUUGAAAGCUAUUAUGCACUCCUUAAAAAAAAGAAAAAUUGACAGUCAGAAGAGACCAUCUCCAGCAAAUCUUAAGUUCAGCAUUGGAUGGUUCAAUUAUAGUGCUAAACUGAAACGUUAUGUAAAUGUAAGAACUCACAAAGGAGGAGGUAUACAUUCAAUUGAAGUUACAAGUCAUAGUCCUUGCAUAUACGACCAAAUAAUGGAAAAGAUGAAGGAUCUUUUUUUCCCUAAUGGGAAAAGUCCCCUAGGAAAAAUCGCCUUAUUUGAUUUUACUAUUGGAGACAAUAAGGGGACAAUUAUAACUGAAAAAGCAAAAAUUACAGACCACAGCCGUGUAAAUUUGUUGUCUAAACAAAAGGCAAUUACCAUAGACGAUGAUAGUGACAGUGACUUUGACCUGCCUGAAAUCAGUUUUAGCAGGGAUGGCGCUAAUAAUAGGAGAAAUAACUUAAUGAAAAUCCAUCUAAUUACAUAUAAGGCAGAUUAUGACUGCGUCAUAGAAAACGUGCAUUGCCUUUUCCAAUACGUCAUUCAUGAAAUUAUUGCGUCAAAAACACAAGAAACGCAGAGUAGCAGAAACACUUAUUCCAUUUCAGCCAGACGUCCUUCUUCCCAUCUCACACAAGAACAUACAGUUAAGCGACAACAGACUGUGCAAAAUAAUAGUGGAUUGGAUAUGAUAAGUAAUCGAAACACUGAACAGACAACACCUCUGCUCCAGAGUGUGUCAGUGACAAGUGGUAAUACAUAUGUAAGUGCAGGUACACCAACGGUGUCCUUCAAUAUUGACAACAACAGAUGUACAAUCUGUUACGAGAGAAACAAGGAAUCUUUCUUUAUUCCGUGUGGACAUACUGUAUGCACAGUAUGUGCAGUAACACAGCAAUCAGGAAAUUCUUCAUGCCCAUACUGUAGGGCCACCAUCCAAGGAAUCGGAAAUAUACACAAUUAACUAUGCCACCACAGCAUCUGCGAUGCGAUGGCAUAUAGCGAUUCACCUGUGUGUGUGUUCUAUAGAUUAUAAAUUAUAGUGAACUUAAAAAAUCUUGCAGAAAACCACUUGUCCAAUUUCAACCAAACUUGGCAGGAUUGAUCCUUGGGUGAAUGGCUUCCAAAAUUGUUCAUUCCAUGCAGAAAUCUGGUUGCCAUGGCAACCAAAAGGAAUGAUAAGAAUAAAUUAAAAAAAUCGUGUGAAGACCCAAAAGGCCUAGAGGUUAGAUAUUUUGCAUAAGGCAUUGUCUGGUAGACAUCUACCAUGAUUGUUCAAAUUAUAGCCCUGGGGUCAAAAUCGGCCCUGUCCCAGGGGUCAUUGAUUUUCACUAUAUGUACAUAUAGUAUAAACUUGAAAUACCUUCUUGUCUGAAGGUACAAUGCUAAGAGAUUUGGUAUAUGUAAUUAUCUAUAAGUACGCUACCAAAGUUAUACAAAUUAUGCCUCUAGUGUCAAAAUCAGCCCCACCCGGGGUCAUAGGUUUUCCUUAUAUGUUUCUAGUAAAAACUUUUAAAAAAGAUUCUUCUAGCAUUUGACAAAUGCUAAAGGUUAGAUAUUUUGCAUGAAACAUUGCGUAGAGAACCUCUACCAAUAUUUUUCAAAUUAUAGCCCUGGGGUCAAAAUUGGCCCCGCCCCGGGGGUUAUUGAUUUUCAAUAUGUAAAUAUAGUUAAAAAAAUCAAAAAAUCUUAUUGUCACAAGGCUUGGAGCUUUAAUAUUUGUUAUAUGAUAUCAUCUAUAGGUACUCUACCAAAGUUGUUAAAAUUUUCCCCUCGUGUCAAAAUUGGCCCUGCCCAGGGGCAUUGAUUCUCAUUAUGUACACAUAGUAAAACAGAAACUAUAACAAAUGUUUUCUGAAAUGGAGAAAGCUACAGCUUAGAUAUUUGACAUGAAAUGUUGUUUGGUGGACCUGUAUCAAGAUUGUUUUGAAUUAAACCCUUGGGUCAAAAUUUUGCCUUGCCCAAGGGGACAGUGACCUACUUUCUUGUCAAUGAAAUUUUGACCAUGUGCACAGUUUUAGUUGUAAAAUUGAACUUUGAUAUCAGGUGACCUAGAUUUUGAUGAUGUGACCUACUUUCUUGACCUUUGAUGUACAGCUGUGAAAUUUGAACCAUGUGCACAGAUUAAGAUGUAAAGUGAACUUUAUCAGCUGACCUAGAUUUUGACAUAGUGUCUUACUGUGUUGUCCUUUGAUGUAGUCAUGAAAUUUGAAAUUUAGACUGUGUGAAAUAUGACCUUCACCACCAAAUUCACUAGACUCCACAGCAUUGAUAUUUUCCUUCUCUGAUCUUUUUUUUUAUAACAAUAGAUUUAACCACUAAUCUGAUAAUAAGAAUUAGAUAGGUCAGGGAUCUAUGCAUUAUGACAAUCUUCAAUUGUAUAGAAACAAAAAAUCUGUUCCUAUUUAGUGUUGUAUUAAUGUGGUGGCAUAGCAUUUUUUACAAAUGCAAUCUUGUUUGUGGAAAUGAUUUAGAUUAAUACUUGGACAGACUAGAAAGACUUUAAAAAAAGGAAAGGAAAAAAUUUGUAUUUCUAAUUUUCUCAUUAUAAAUUUUUUUAAUCUGUUUAUGCUUGCUUUAAGAAAAAGCAAUUGCUUUACUGAAAUAAUUGGAUUCAGCUGGGUAGCUUUCAAAGAAUUUAAAUCUUUCUGUUCAUAUUUGUCACGCAACAUUGAAUUUUCAUGAAAGUUUUUUAUUUUUGUUUGUUUGGUAUAACUUCUUUAUGUCUUAAUGUAUCUAAUUCAAACUUCAAUUGUGUAUUUUGAUCAUCACUCAAAUUAUGUGAGAGAUUCAAUACUCGUGCUUGACUUUAAGUCUAGCAGCUUUAUAAUCCCCCACCGAAAGGGGGGGAUAUAGAAAUAGUCUCCAUCUGUCCGACAUUUUUGUCCCGAGCAUAUCUCAAAACGUAUUUGAGGUAUCAACUUGAAACUUCAUAAGUGGAUAGAUCCCAUUGAGGAGCUGUGCAGCACAUAUACAUGAUAACCUACCCUGCACUAUUUUUUCAGUUAUUGCCCUUUGUUAUUUUCAGGCGUCCGUAUUCACAUAGGUUUCAAAUCUGUAAUCACUUUCAUUACCAAAAGACCUCUUAAAAUUUAAUUAUUCUGCUCAACUACAUAUACAUUCUUCCAAUGAGCAAACACAUUUGAUGGGGGAUUGCCAUGUUAACAUGGCUCUUGUUUCAAAGAGUUAUCUCCUUUUAGCUUAAGAAUUUAAAAAAGUUAUAUUCUGGUUACACCUAGAUAGCCCUCUGUCUAAAUAAAUUUAUUGUUGCAUUUGUCGACCUAGCAUUGAUAAUAAUUUUGGACUUAAAGUCCUGAGAUUCAUACCUCAAUCUUUUGAAAUAGCACAAUUUUAUGCUUCAUAUAAAACUUCCCUGAGGCAGGGGUAACUCUGUUACAAAUUCUUGUUUCAUAGAUAGUAUGUAUUAAGUAGUUACUGUGUUAGUUUGAGAGGGUAUGAAAUAAACAUCCCUUUGUGAUGCAUUAGAUUUAACCAUUUAUAGAAGUUUUUAUGAGGUUUUUGAAGAGUAUUUUGGAAUUAACAUUUCAAAAGCCCCUUAUUGUUAAGAAAACCCUGAAAUUUUUACCAAGUUUAAACUUAUUUAUCUGAUGUGAAGUGUUAAUGAUAUUGUUUAUUUUUUCCUCAUAAGUGGGCUGGAAACAGUUGUGUUUUACGACCUUGAGGUAAAUCCAGUUAUAAUUAUAGCUAUUUAGUCAAUGUGUAUAUAGCAAGAAACAUAAUGUCAAACAGAUUUAUCAUUUUGCUGCUAUCAGUAACCUUGGGAGAGUUGAAGAUUAAUUCAGCCUUCAAAUUGAAAGUAUUUAAUGUUUUAAUUGACAUUUAUAUAGUUUUAAAUUCAGUUGUGUAUGAAUAAAUGUAUGUUUCAUUUUGUUUUGUUCCUUAUCAAGAAUUCAUCAUAAAAAAGCAGUUGUUGUGUUAUAAAAAUAUUAAAGUCUUAUUUCAGGCAAACUCAAUUUCAAGUAAAUUUUGACUUUGAUAAAAUGAUGGCUUAUUAUUCAAACAAGUUUAUAAUCUAGAAAGGCCUUUUAUUGAAUUUUUAGGUCAUCUGAAAUUGUUACCUAGAAAGAAAUUAGACCUUAAAAUAGUCUUAUUCAGAAUUAUUUAAAAUGAUAAGUUUGCAAUGUUUAUUUUUUUGUACAUGAUAAUAGCAAUGUUUAUUUUUUUGCACAUUUUUGUACAUGAUAAUAAUUAUUUUGUGACUUUGUCAUCUGGUGUAUAUUGCCUGCCUUAUGGGAGCUCCGUUUUAUUUUGUGUUGUGUUCAAGAAGCAGUGUAGUUUAAAUGACAUUUAAUUAAAUAAUCACUCCAUUUUUAUCCCCCCCCCCCGGGCAUAUAGUAAUUGAACUGUCCGUAUGAGGUUUACCUAAAAUAGCAAGUUCAUACUUCACACACUUACUUACCAACACAAUGAACAUGAUCUGGGCAAGUUACAUAACUUUGGCUUCCAUUUUUACCAAGUUAUUGCCCUUUUCAGCACUUAGAAAAUGAAUAAUUUGUUAACGUAAAACGGGAAGUUGGAAAUAUCUUAAGUUCUAUCUAUACUAAUAGCUUCAUAAUUACCACACUGACUUAUCAAUACAAAGUACAUAAUAUUGCCAAGUUAUAUAAAUACCAUCCAUUUUUCCCAGUUAUCUUCCUUUUUAUCAGUUGAAAAUAGGGCCUUGUAAGGUUAACCUAUUCGGCAAGUAAGAUUUAUCUUAAUUUCUCCUAAUAACUUCAUUUUUUUUAAUGAUAUCUUUCGUAUUUGGUAGGUGCAUACUUUAAAUGGACCUCUAUUUUUUAAUGGAGUAAGGGGUCCCUAGGUUCAAGGUCACUUUUGUGAAAAACAAAUUUAAACAUUUUUGCUUAUACAGCCUUUAUUUUUUAAGUUGAUGUCAUUCAUGUUUAAUACAAACUGCUAAGGGAGGUCCUCUUCCUUUGGAUUUAGGUAGGGGUCAUUUGGGUCAAUGUCACCAAUGUCAAAGCAAGAUUUUUUUACUUUUACAGGCAUAUUUACCUUUUUCUAUUGACAGAUUUCUCUUAUGUUUGGUAGGAAUAUAAAAACAAAAUUCUCCGAAUGGAGUUUGGUCGAGGUCACCAUUGCUUAAAAUAGAUUUUUACACUUUUGCUCAUACAGGCUUUAUAUAUUGACAGAUGCCUUUCAUAUUUGGUUGGAAGAUAAAGUGCAUGGCACUCUUUUUUCAGAUUGAGGUAGGGGUCAAGGUCUCCAGUGCUAAAAAUAGAUUUUUUCACUUUUGCCCAUAAUUAUAGCCUUUAUUUAUUGAUAGAUUUAUUUCAUCUUUGGUAGGAAGAUAACUUGCAUAGUAUUCUUCCUUCAGAUGGAGUUAGGGGUUAGUUUGGUCAAGGUCACAAGUGCUAAAUAAAGAUUUUUACACUUCUGUCCAUACAGCCUUUAUUUAUUGACAGAUGUAUUUUAUAUUUGCAAGGAAGAUAACUUACAUGAUAUUCUUCUUUUUGAUCAAAGAAAGGGUCAUUGGGUCAAGGUCAUUUGACAUGUUUAUACGUAGAUAUGAUAAAGUUGAAUAUUUUUCAACUUCAUCACACAAGUCAUAGCAAUGACUUGCCAACUUAAAUUUUUUACAAUUACAAAACGCUAUAAUGACUGUCAUGAUUUUAAGCUCAACGAUACGAAGUAUAUGGAGAGCUGUCCUACUUUCCCCGGCUUUCAGAUUAAAGUUUUAGUGAAGUAAAAUAUUUUUCACUAUAACAUUUUCUUUUCUUAAGGUAUCAACUUUAAACUUCAAAUAUAUGUUCCUUAUCACCAACUACAUCUUAUGUGACAUGCUUCAUAACUCUAGCACCAAUAUAUUAGAUUUAUCUCCCCUUGAACUUAGAAUUUUCCUUAAAAAAAAUUAUUUUACUGUUACUUAUUUAUUUUGCCCCCGCCAUAUAAUGGCAGGGGCAUCAUAGUGUUACCCUAUUCCGUCCUUCCGUCAUCAUCAGUUUCUGUUCAUUAUCUUAAUAACCGUUGCAUAUAUUGAACUCAAAUUUGACAUAUAGAUAUGUCAUGAGAAAAUACAGAUCGUGUUCGAAAUUGGUCAUGGUUUGAUGAUUUUUGGCAGAGUUAUGCCCCUUUUACUUUGAAAAUAAUAUGAAAUUUUCAGUUUCUGUUUAUUAUCUCCCCAACGGUUUCCUUAAUUCAACUCAAACUUGACAUAUGGAUAUAUCAUGAGAAAAUACAGGUCAAGUUCGAAAUUGGUAAUGGUUUGAUGAUUUUUGGCAGAGUUAUGCCCCUUUUACUUUGAAAAUAAUAUGAAAUUUUCAGUUUCCGUUCAUUAACUCCCCAAUGGUACAACACAUUCAACUCAAACUUGACAUAUGGAUACGUCAAAGGAAUUUGCAGGUCAAGUUCAAAUUUGGUCAUGGUUCGAUGAUUUUUGGCAGAGUUAUGCCCCUUUUACUUUGAAAAUAAUAUGAAAUUUUCAGUUUCCGUUCAUUAUCUCCCAAACAGUAUAAUUACACAUUCAACUCAAAUUUGACAUAUGGAUAUGUUUUUCGAAUGCUCAGGCCAAGUUCGAAUUUGGUCAUGGUUUAAUGAUUUUUGGCAGAGUUAUGCCCCUUUCACUUUGAAAAUGAUAUGAAAUUUACAGUUUCUGUUCAUUAUCAACCCAACAUUGUUACAUAUUCAACUCAAAAUUGACAUAUUGAUAUGUCAAAGGAAUGCGCAGGUCAAGUUGGAAUUUGGUCAUGGUUCGAUGAUUUUUUGGCAGAGUUACGUCCCUUUCACUUUGAAAAUGAUAUAGAUACAUCAUAGGAAGAAGCAGUUUAAGUUUGAAUUUGGUCGUGGUUCAAUGAUUUUGGACAAACGUAUCUUUCCUGAAUGUUGGAAAAAUUUUGAACUUUCAGUUUCAGCACUCAUACUUUUGUGGAAAUGUAUAUAGCCAUUAUUUUGGCUACAAAUAUGUAAUAUGCUCAAAGGUCAAGACUGAAUAAUUUCAGUGCCUUGAACAUUGUAUAAAAAUGGUUUGUGUUAACAUUGAAAAGUUUUAAGGGCUUUGAACUUAAAAUGAAAAAAAUAAUUUGUGCAAACAAAUUUGGAACUAAAUAUUAUAACAUUUGAAAUUUUGGCUGCAUGCGGGGGAAUCCAUGGCAUGAUGACACAUUUCUAGUUUAAAAAGUGAUCCACUUCAGGUUUCAAAUAUAUGUUUAUUACCAUAAACUACAUCUUAUGUGACAAGGUUCAUAACUCUAGCACCAAUAUUUUUUUAUUUAUCUCCCCUUGAACUUAGAAUUUUCCUUAAAAAAUACUAUUUUUUACUGUUUCUUCUUUAUUUCUUAAGGGAUCCACUUCAUGCAUCAAAUAUAUGUUCCUUACCAUCAAUAUGUGAUAAGGUUCAUAACUCUAGCACAAAUAUUUUCAGAUUUAUCUCCCUAUGACCUGAAAAUUUUCCUUAAAAAAUACUAUUUUUAACUGUUACUUCUUUAUUUCUUAAGGGAUCAACUUCAUACUUCAAAUAUAUGCUCCUUAUCAUGACCACAUGUUAUGUGACAAGGUACAAAACUCUAAUUCUAAUAUUGCAAUUUAUCUCCCCAUAAACUAGAUUUUCUUUACUUGAAAAAUGUUAUUUUUUACUAUAACUGCUUUAGUUUUAAAGGUAUCUUCCUCAAACUUCAAAUACUUAUUCCUUAUCAUCAAUUACAUCUUAUGUGACAACGUUUAUAACUCUUGAAACAACGUUUUCAAAUUUAUCCUUCUUUGAACUUAAAAUUUUCUAUAGGAAAUAUUAAAACUUCUUUACUUUUUAAGGUAUCUACUUCAAACUUCAAAUAUAUAUUUCUUAUCAUUACACACAUGUUGUGUGACAAGGUUUGUAACUCUAGCAUGACUAUUUCUAGAAUUAUUUCCCCUUGAACAUGGAAUUUAUGUUAACAAAUGUUUCGUAUUUUAACUAUAAAUUAAUACAUAAUUAUACAUAAUUGAUUUUUCUUUCAUAGGUUUUUCUUCCUUACUGCGUCCAGUUUUUUAUUAGUCGAGCUUCGCUGUCUCCUGUGACAGCUCUUAUUUUUCACUAUUUUCCUUCCUUCACUGAAUGAAUGGUUAAAUGUUUUUUUGAAAUAUUGUUACUGACAAGAAUCUGAGCUGGGAGCAUUUGUGUUUAACAAAUACAUUCUUGUUUUUUUUUAAUUUUUCACUUAUUUUUCACUUUUUUGUCAUUAUUUUUACCUUUACUCUUUUGAAGAAAAAAAGAGUUAUUGCUACAGUCAUUUUGUCAUUGCUAUUAUUAUCAUUUAAGACUUAAACGUUUGUCAUAUUUUUGCUUUCUCAAUGGAUCACCUUAAUACUUGAAACAACUAUCCUUUGAACAAGACCUUCAUGUUGAGUAGACUGAAGUUGACCUCACCCAUCAAUUACAAUUAUCAAGGGGUUUUGAAAAUAUUUAGCACAAUAAUGAGAUGACAGUCAUGCAAAACACCCAGACCCUGAACUUUUUUUAAGACAGAUUUCAACUAUCACUAGUUGGGUUUUCUUUACCAUCUAGAAAAAUUAUAAUGUUGGCAAUUAUUUUUCUAUUCUGUAAUGGAUAGUCUUUAAAUUUAAAUACAAGAACUACUUCAUGUAGACCAGACUGAACUUUAUGUUGACUUAUUAUAGAUUACCUGACCUUGAAGGUCAAAUGCUUUCAUAUAUUUGAUUUUUACUUUAGCUAUAACUUUGUUAUAUAUGAAUGAACUGUCUUCAUAAUUGGACAAAAAUCCUUUGGACAUGAGCUAUAAGUAGAUAAGAUUGAUUGACAUUCACUAACUUCAAUUUGUCCUUAAGACAAUAGAACACAUUACAGAACCAACAUGUUGAAUUAUUUUGAUAUGACCUUGACCCUUAAUUUACCUUGUCCAUAAAGGCCAAAUUAUCAGAAUUUGCUUGAAUUGUUAUUUAGGCCUAAAAUAAAAUAUAAUUUGUUUGCCCUCCCUUUUUUAAACAUAAAACUUGGAAGCAGAGAGUGUCAGUAAAAAAUUACAUCUUUAUAUUUGUCUUAUCUUUUUUAAUAGUAAAUAUACCAUAAUGAAUGUACAUGUAUGUUGAAUAAACUAAAAAUUUGGUUUUUAUUUUUAAACACAUGCUAAACAGUCACAAUUUGUGUUAACUCCACAUAAUUUUGAUAAAAAAACAAAAUAUUUUAUCAACUAUCUUCCCUACCCAAACUGGCAUUGGUGGUGGAAGAGUUAACAAAGAUAUUUCUAAGGCUUGCCCUUUUUAUUGACAUUAUUCAUAAUUGAACCCCCUACCCCCCACCCCACACACCAAAUAAAAGGAAACAUGACAAGACCCAAAUGUUGUAUUAUUCUGAUAUGACUUUGACCUUUAAUUGACUGUGACCAUAAGGUCAAUUUUUUGAAGUUGCUAAAACUUUCAUUACUUUAUUUAUUAAUGGAUUUGAUUUAAUACUUGGACAAAAAACAUGACAUAACUGAAAUGUUGAUGUAUUCUUAUAUGAAUUUUACCUUUAAUUGACAUUGACAGUCAAGGAGCCUUCAUUGAAACUUUCUUGAUUGUCAUAUAUUGGUUAUUUAUCUAUAGAUUUGAUUCAUUAUUGGGCAAAAGAGCACCUAUGACAAAGCUGAUGAUUCAUUCUAACGUGACCUUGACCUUUGAGUAACCUUUACCACCAAGGUCAUAUAUGAUUUUUUUUUUUUUUGGUUUUUGUAAAGGAAAAAUGUUUUUUAGGACUUGUCUUUAUUAUGAUGUGUUGAUAUCAGAAAUACAAAAGUUGAGUGAGGUCUUGCUAUAUGUUGGCUCAAUUUUGAAUUAAGAUAGUUAUGUUAGUUUAGUAACACAUGUGACUCUUAUUUUUUAGGGGAACUUGUUCUAAUUUUGUGUUAUUACUUUUGUGAUUUGCUGAAAACAUUUUGCUCAUAUGGUGCGAUUUUAGAAGACACACACACACACACACACACACCUACUCACACACACAUUUUGCAGUUAUCAAUAAUCCAAGAAUACACAGGAAUACACCCUUGUACUUAAGAAACCUAGUAUUUCAUGGUUAGUUUCCGACUAUUUUUAUGAUGUUUUAUAUGCACUGUAAUUAGUUUGUUAACUAGUAAAGUCUCGUAUGAGAAGGGUCAUAUAUAUGUCUUUAAUUAGAUUGUUUUUAUGAUUAGAUACUUGUAUACAUAUGAAAGAGGCUAGAAUAAAUAUAUCAGCACCAUC